This is a messenger RNA of Parastagonospora nodorum SN15, 767 nucleotides long. RefSeq lists its product as hypothetical. Gene Ontology annotation, cellular component: endoplasmic reticulum membrane. The record is from RefSeq and is a predicted model, not a curated record. Bases 1 to 555 code for a protein of 184 amino acids. Lineage: Eukaryota; Fungi; Ascomycota; Dothideomycetes; Pleosporales; Phaeosphaeriaceae. Gene Ontology annotation, biological process: ceramide biosynthetic process; ceramide catabolic process. The transcript has 3 exons.
AUGUCUGAUGAAUUACGCAACAUUUUCGACCCUAGCUUCCACCAGAACGCCUAUGCCCUCCUCACGGCUGUCGUGUUGUUCCGCGCCAUUUAUGUCAUGGAAGUCAACAUCCGGCCCAGAUUCCGGUCCAAGGAACGCGAAGCAGCGAACCCCAGGCCUCACGGUGGAGUAGCAGCUGUCAAGGCUCGCGAGGAUCAGCGUGAUUUGGUAACGCUUCGAGUCAUGUGGCAGAUGAUUACUUUCGGGCUGAGCAUCUUCCUGGGCGGUUUCGCAAUCUGGCAUCUCGACAAUGAGUACUGCUCAAAGCUUAUCAAAUGGCGGAGGGAGAUUGGUAUGCCGUGGGGGUUUGUGCUUGAAGGGCAUGGCUGGUGGCAUCUUAUGACGGGUACUGGAGCAUACUAUUAUAUUGUAUGGGGUAUCUGGCUCAGGCAUCAUCUCAAUUACAAGCAGAAUGAGUAUGAGCUCGAUUGGCCAAACUUUUGGACUGUACCGGAGAUCAAAGGGAAGGGCUCUUCAGCGGCGAGAGAUCAAGCAAAAGGAAGGAAGGAACUAUAAGUUCCAUGUGGUAGCUUCGCGGUGCUGCAUUAUAUACAGAUGCAAUGGCACGACUAGUGGAAGUAAACAUCGAGCCUCGGAACCCCUCGCUUAAUUUUGGGACGGAAGGCGCGCCUCACAUGCGGUUAUAGGACAGCUUCACCAAAUCACGGCAUGACAAGUAGUGACGAUACUAAAGUACGGAGAAUGCAUAAGACCACACAGUCCACCAA